CGAGAUCUUGUACGUGACCUGAACAUCAUCGAAAUCAUCGUGAGAAAACGGCACAGUUAUUCCCACAUUUCCUGUCGCGAAGGUCGUCGUUGUUCGCCGCGGUCGUCUCCAACAAAAUCGAGGUCGCGCCUGACCUCUGACAGCGCCACGCGCAGCAGGUCUGCGCUGUAAGGCUCUGCACAAAGUGAUUGUUAUGGGGUGGGCACUGGCACCAUGAGUUCAGAAUCAGAGCAUCUCAUACCACUGGCCGAAAGCAGCCCGCGACAUCCAUAUCUUUCAGGGAACUUCGCACCGAUCAAGAAGACGAGGUCUCUGACGCCAUGCGUGUACUCGGGGUCUAUUCCCCUUGACUUGGGCGGUGGGCAGUACGUUCGAAAUGGCGGCAACCCCGUCUCAAACGACGAUCUCGGCCGGGAUGCUCACUGGUUCGACGGCGACGGGAUGCUGAGUGGCGUGCUCUUUCGAAGGACCGGGGAGAAGGGCUCCACGAUACAGCCAGAAUUUGUGAACCAGUUCUUACUUACGGAUGUGUAUGCCUACGCCAGGCGAAGGGCCGGACCCGCUGGCGAGCUGGACCGAAGUCUGAGCCGACCUGUUCUUCCAAGCAUCGCGACACUGGUCAACCCAGCCCUGGGGUUCUUCACUAUCCUGUGGGCCAUUGUCAGGACCAUUGCUCUGGUUCUCCUGUCACAUCUGUCGAGAUCCAGAUACCCCAUCAAGAAGAUCAGCGUAGCAAACACCUCGGUCAUGUACCACGAUGGCCGCGCACUCGCCCUUUGCGAGAGUGGUCCGCCGCUGAGAUUCGCCCUUCCCGGACUGGAAACGAUCGGCUGGUUCAACGGCCGCACUGCCGAGAAUGAGCCCAGAAACCAAGACGACGACCAAAAGGGGGGUUUCGGCGGCGGCGGCGCCCUCUCCUUCAUGAGGGAAUGGACAACAGCCCACCCACGAGUGGACCCCGUGACAAAGGAACUGAUCGCCUUCCACGCCGUAUUCAUAAAACCUUUCUGCUACUACUCUAUUGUGCCACCGUCGAAGCGCAAAGAGUCACUAUUGCAGCCGCCCUUGAGCGCUCGGCUCUCGAUGCCUGUCCCCGGGGUCAGGGCACCAAAGAUGAUGCACGACUUCGGCGCUUCUCGAAAUCACACCGUUAUUCUCGACCUACCACUGACACUCGACCCGAUGAACCUCGCUCGAGGCGUGCCCGUAUUAUCAUACGACUCCCGGGGCAAAUCACGGUACGGAGUCUUCCCGCGAUAUCGACCUGAUCUCGUUCAGUGGUUCGAGACCAAUCCGUGUGUCAUCUUCCACACGGCCAACUGUUGGGAUUCCGUCACACACACUGGUGAGAUGAAUGGCGCCAAUAUCCAACAGACAUCUGUCAACCUGCUCGCAUGCAGGCUGACAUCAGCGUCGCUGGUGUUCAGCGCCGGAAAUUUGCCCACGCCAGCUGUCAAACCGGUGCCGCCGGAAUACGCAGAGGAGGAGCAGUGUAGGCUGUACUAUUACAACUUCCCCUUGUCUGCGAACGACGGCACGGAUGAACCUGGCCAUCGAAUCCGGCACCAGUGGGCACUGUCAGCCAUCUCGUUCGAGUUCCCCACACUGUCACCAAACCACUCAAUGAGCGAGGCGCGAUAUAUUUAUGGCUGCUCAACAGGCCAUGCGUCGUACACGGUUGCCUUGGGUAAGGCGGCCAAGAUCGACUAUCUCGCAAAGAUCGAUGUCAAGACACUCAUAGAGCGUGGUGUCCAGCAUCCACCACAGCCUAUAAGAGGGUGUGUGGAUACCCGGACUGUCGUUGAAGUUCAAGAAAGCCACGAUCCCAACGACCCCAUCAAGUUGUUCAAAAUGCCUGAUGGAUGGUUUGCGCAAGAGCCCCGGUUCGUUCCUCGGAGAGAAAUUGAGCGGCAGAGCGAGGAUGAUGGCUGGCUUUUGACGUAUGUCUUUGAUGAGAGUCAGCUCGGUUCAGAUGGCGAAUGUGGCGAGGACGCAGUCAGUGAGCUGUGGAUAAUCGAUGCGAAAACAUUGAAAGAUGUUGUAGCUCGAGUGAAGCUGCCACAAAGGGUUCCAUAUGGUUUGCAUGGAUCUUGGUUUUCCGAGGACGAAAUCAAUGAGCAGAGGCCUUUUACUUCAUUGAGAUCUGUGGCUGAUCAGGAAGGAAGUGCAUUCUCCAGGAGUCUUCAGGGCAUGGUUGAGCGAUGGAUAGGAUGAUCGGCGUCUCUAGCUGCAUCUACAUUAAUUUUGAUUGACCUA
Diaporthe batatas is the source of this 2256-nucleotide messenger RNA. RefSeq lists its product as uncharacterized. Gene Ontology annotation, molecular function: carotenoid dioxygenase activity. The transcript has 2 exons. Bases 214 to 2214 code for a protein of 666 amino acids. Gene Ontology annotation, biological process: carotene catabolic process. The record is from RefSeq and is a predicted model, not a curated record. NCBI's taxonomy places the organism in Eukaryota, Fungi, Ascomycota, Sordariomycetes, Diaporthales, Diaporthaceae.